AGCUUAUAUUUAGAACAUCUUUUUAAAAUAGAGAGUGAUUAUUGAGAGAGAGAGAGAGAAAGACAGAUAGAUUUGGUUCCUAUUUGUCCGAAGAAGCUUUGAAGAAGUGAGCUUCAAUUGAUUCAUAAACCAAUAAAAAUGUGUGCUUUGAGAGUGUUGACUAACACCAAUUCCUACCUCAAAACCUCCAAACCCUAUUUCACCACACUUUAUAACCACCACGCCCACAGAACUCUUAUUUUGGACUCUUCACCUUCUCAAUUCGUCAAGCUUCACAAGCUCGAUGACUCAGAUUCCGGGAUUGUAGAGGUUAGAUUGGACAGGCCUGAGGCUAAAAAUGCUAUAGGGAAAGAGAUGCUGCGUGGCCUAAGUCGUGUGUUUGAAUUGAUUAAUCAGAACUCUGAUGCUAAUGUUGCCAUGAUCCGCAGUUCAGUUCCUGGGGUAUUUUGUGCUGGGGCUGAUUUAAAGGAGCGCAGGACCAUGAAUCAGUCAGAGGUUCAGUUUUUUGUGAAUUCUCUUCGUUCCACAUUGUCAUUUCUAGAGGCAGUUCAUAUACCAACUAUUGCUGUUAUUGAAGGAGUAGCUCUUGGUGGUGGACUUGAAAUGGCUUUGGCAUGUGAUCUGCGAAUAUGUGGAGCAAAUGCUUUGAUGGGUUUGCCAGAGACAGGACUUGCUAUAAUCCCUGGGGCAGGUGGAACUCAGCGACUACCUAGAUUGGUUGGACAAGCAACAGCAAAGGAUAUUAUUUUUACUGGUCGAAAGAUUAAUGGCAUCGAGGCGCUAUCCAUGGGUCUUGUCAAUUACUGUGUUCCGGCUGGUGAAGCUUAUUCCAAGGCACUUGAAAUUGCAAGGGAUAUCAAUCAAAAGGGCCCUGUAGCAAUAAGGAUGGCUAAAAGAGCAAUUAACAAGGGUUUGGAGACCGAUCUAACAUCAGCUUUGGUUUUGGAAGGAGAUUGCUAUGAUGAGGUUUUGAAUACCAAAGAUCGGCUGGAAGGCUUGGCCGCAUUUGCUGAAAAGCGGAAACCAAGGUACACCGGUCAGUGAAAAUAAUGUUCUGCUGACAAUCUCUCAGUCUAUGUUGAUAGAGUGCUGCAACCCCGUGGCGGAGAGCAAUGUCUAAUUGUCUAUCAUGUAGUUAUUAAAGUGAUCUAUCUAUAGAACCUGGGGGCAACUCAGUUGUGAAGUGUCUCUAUAAUCAUGCUACUUGAAACACUGUAUUCUCGAUGAAGCAAUAAAUUUCAUCUUUCUUUUUUCCAUGAA
This is a messenger RNA of Cicer arietinum (chickpea), 1260 nucleotides long. The record is from RefSeq and is a predicted model, not a curated record. NCBI's taxonomy places the organism in Eukaryota, Viridiplantae, Streptophyta, Magnoliopsida, Fabales, Fabaceae.